AUGAAAGAAGUCUACCGAAAGCCCUUGGCCUCCUCCGCCACUCCACCGGUGGCUCGGCUUGGUCUCGCUCCCUUCGCCCGACUAUCGGCUCGGCUUCGUCCUGGAAGCUACUGCUUCAGCCUUUCUAGGCUUCGCUAUCGCUCAUGA
Prunus armeniaca (apricot) is the source of this 147-nucleotide messenger RNA. The record is from the annotation of a GenBank genome assembly. NCBI's taxonomy places the organism in Eukaryota, Viridiplantae, Streptophyta, Magnoliopsida, Rosales, Rosaceae.